This is a messenger RNA of Impatiens glandulifera, 1702 nucleotides long. Its product is annotated as glycerol-3-phosphate 2-O-acyltransferase 6-like. Gene Ontology annotation, molecular function: glycerol-3-phosphate 2-O-acyltransferase activity; phosphatase activity. The record is from RefSeq and is a predicted model, not a curated record. Lineage: Eukaryota; Viridiplantae; Streptophyta; Magnoliopsida; Ericales; Balsaminaceae. Bases 15 to 1574 code for a protein of 519 amino acids. Gene Ontology annotation, cellular component: membrane. Gene Ontology annotation, biological process: cutin biosynthetic process. The transcript is spliced from 3 exons.
CACACACCACAAAGAUGGUUAUGGGUUCAAAUAAGGAAUUUCCAUGUAUCACAAAAUGCAAGAAAGAAGGAAGGUCAAAUCAAACAGUGGCAUCAGAUUUAGAAGGAACACUCCUUCUCUCCACAAGUGAUUUCCCUUAUUUCAUGCUAGUUGCUCUUGAAGCUGGCAGUCUCAUAAGAGCAUUACUUCUCUUAUUAUCCUUCCCUUUAAUACAUUUCAUUCAUCUAUUCAUAUCACAAUCUCUAGCCUUCCAAACCCUAGUUUUUAUCGCCCUUGCCGGCCUUAAAAUCCGAGAUAUCGAGCUCGUUUCUAGAUCUGUUCUUCCUAGGUUCUACGCCCAAGAUGUUCAUCCUCAAACUUGGAAAGUUUUCAACUCGUUUGGUAAAAGGUAUAUUGUUACGAGGAGUCCGAGGAUAAUGGUGGAACAUUUUGCUGAGAAUUUUCUUGGGGUUGAUAAGGUUGUUGGGAUGGAAUUGGAGACGUAUUGGAAAUCGAGUAGGGCCACUGGGUUUGCUAAGAAACCGGAAAUAUUGUCAGACUUGUCAGAAGUGAAGAACAGUGGAGAAGUUGAUGGUAAUUGUUUGAUCAAAGAAUUUGGAAAGGACUUUCCUCAUGUGGGUCUUGUCUCGUUUGAUACUAUACAGACUCACCUUCAUUUUUUGUCUCUUUGCAAGGAACGAUUCAUGGUACCAAGAUCCAAAUACAACCCAUUACAAAAACCCCAUCUCUUAAAACCAAUUAUCUUCCAUGAAGGUCGUUUAGUUCAAAGACCCACUCCUUCAAUAGCCCUCUUAACAUUCUUAUGGCUACCCAUAGGAAUACUACUAUCCCUAUUAAGAGUCUACAUAAACAUCCCUUUGCCCGAAAAAAUCGUCAAAUACACAUACAAACUCCUAGGAAUCAAACUAAUCGUCAAAGGCACCCCACCGCCACCACCCACCCCGGGCCAAGCCGGAGUCCUAUUCGUUUGCAACCACCGAACCGUACUAGACCCUGUCGUAACCGCCGUCGCCCUCGGUCGGAAAAUCAGUUGUGUUACAUACAGCAUAAGCAGAUUCUCCGAACUAAUUUCUCCGAUCAAAACUGUCGCACUUUCAAGACAGAGAGAGAAAGACGCGGCGAAUAUAAAACGGUUAUUGGAAGAAGGAGAUUUGGUUAUAUGUCCGGAAGGUACAACGGGAAGGGAACCGUUUUUACUUAGGUUUAGUGCUCUUUUUGCGGAGCUAACGGAUAGGAUUGUGCCGGUUGCUAUUAAGACGAAACAGAGUGUUUUUUAUGGAACUACGACCCGUGGGCAUAAGCUACUUGACCCGUAUUUUGUUUUCAUGAACCCGAUACCCACUUAUGAAAUCACGUUUUUGAGACAAUUGCCUAAGGAGGUUAGUUGUGUUGGGGGAGGGAGACCGGCUAUUGAAGUGGCGAAUUAUGUUCAAAAGGUUUUGGGUGGGAGUUUGGGAUUUGAGUGUACUAAUUUGACUAGGAAAGAUAAGUAUAUUAUGAUGGCGGGGAAUGAUGGUAAUGUGGUUAAUGCAAGUGAGAAGGAGAAGAAGAAGGUGGAGAGAAAUGGGAAUUGAUGUUUAAGAGUAUUGAUUAUGCUAGUUGAUUAUGCAAUGAAAGCUAUUGUUUGUAAAUUUUCAGUCUUGUUAAAGUGGUUUAAUGAUUGGUUAUGAAUUAUGAUGAAUGGGAACUUUAUUAAGUAUAA